GAUUUGCAGAGAGGCGUGUCUUGACCCAGCUUGUCUUCUGUCCUUCCAGCGCCCCUGAAGAUGUCCGAGACGCUGUUUGACGGCUUCGAGAAGAUGGGAAAGAAACAGAACAAGGAGCAGGUUCCACCGCCGGCCGAGCCCGAGAGCAAGAAGACCUCCAGUAGACCCUCUAAGAAGUCCCAGACCAGCAGUCCUGCAACCUCGGCAACACGCAAGACCCUCGAGGACGCCUUCAAAACAUUGGACGUCGGGGACCUGAAGCAGCAGCUGGCUCAGAGUCAGACCUUGUUCCCGGAGAACCCGUCGGUCUGGGUCAAGGACCUCGCCGGGUACCUCAACCUCCACCUGACGGCGCCGGAGUCGGAGCCCACGCUCAGCAGCUACGCCCACGGCAGUGCAUUAUGGGACAUACGACCCCCCAGCUAUGCGGGGACGUCCCCCUUCUUUCAGAGCCAGGGACAGCUGUGGCUUCGAGCAACCACAGGUGGAACCACCGCUAACCUGUGUUUCCAUUUUAAUUUCUACUCCUGA
This is a messenger RNA of Etheostoma cragini (Arkansas darter), 531 nucleotides long. Its product is annotated as transmembrane protein 214-like. The record is from RefSeq and is a predicted model, not a curated record. NCBI's taxonomy places the organism in Eukaryota, Metazoa, Chordata, Actinopteri, Perciformes, Percidae. Gene Ontology annotation, cellular component: endoplasmic reticulum; Golgi apparatus. The transcript is spliced from 3 exons. Bases 61 to 531 code for a protein of 156 amino acids.